Molecule: messenger RNA, 834 nt
Organism: Ostreococcus lucimarinus CCE9901
Lineage: Eukaryota; Viridiplantae; Chlorophyta; Mamiellophyceae; Mamiellales; Bathycoccaceae
Exons: 1
Coding region: 1-834 (277 amino acids)
Source: RefSeq, a predicted model, not a curated record
AUGGUGUGCGCGGCGUGCGAGCGAAAGCGACGCGCGCGCGGCGACGACGCGCUCGUGCACAGCCGACCGAUGUCGCGGCGGGACCUCGCGCUCGAAGGCGCGCGCGCGCUCGACGCGCGAAGGCCGGUGAACGAGAACAAGGCGCUCGCGGCGAUGCGACGGACGCCGUACGGCCGACCGGGCGAGCGACGCGCGACGUGCGCGGUGUGCCGGUGCGCGCUGCGGGACGGUGGGACGCACUGUAACGCGUGCGCGUACGCGAGAGGGGUGUGCUCGGGGUGCGGGGUGAAGAUUAUGGACGUGAGCGCGUACAACGGGCACGACGCGGCGGCGACGACGACGACGAACGCGAGGGACGCGGCGGCGAGCGUGAGGGAUCGCGCGGACGUGAGCACGGAGGACGUCGAGCGGAAGGAGGCGGUGAAGACGAGGGCGAGAGUAGGGACGAAGGCGACGGCGAUGGCGAAGGAGGAGGACGAGGACGAGGACGAGGGCGAAGACGCGGCGGAGGCGGAGGCGGAGGCGGAGACGCGCGCGCCGCCCGCGACGUCGACGGCGUUGGCCGGACCGACGAGCGCGGCGGACGCGGCGCGAGAGAUGGGACAGGCGGCGAACGGGGGUGAGGUGAGCGCGUGGCGGUUGGACACGAAGAGUGGGUACUAUUACGACGUCGCCGCGCAGGUGUAUUACGAUCCAAAGACGGGCGGGUACUUUGACUGUAAGACGCAGCAGUGGACGAUGCCGGAGAAAAAGACCAGCAGCGAGAUCCAGAAAGGAAUUAAAACCGGGUCGUUCAAGGAUGGCACGCGGAAACCCGACAGAUUCGGGCUUUGA